Molecule: messenger RNA, 671 nt
Organism: Ectocarpus siliculosus
Lineage: Eukaryota; Phaeophyceae; Ectocarpales; Ectocarpaceae
Source: the annotation of a GenBank genome assembly
GCCUCCCUCGAGCUCGUCUGUAACCAUGGUCAAGGACAAGAAGGCAAGCGAGUUCGCCACGCGCGACUACACCAUCCACCUCAGCAAGAGGUUGUAUGGCGUUACCUUCAAGAAGCGCGCGCCGCGGGCCGUGAGGGAGGUGAAGAAGUUCGCGCAGCAGAUGAUGAAGACCAGCGACGUGCGCGUGGACGCCAAGCUCAACAAGUUCCUUUUCUCCAAGGGUGUGCGCAACGUGCCCACCCGGGUGCGCGUGCGCCUUUCGCGCAAGCGUAACGAGGACGAGGAGGCCACCGAGAAGCUGUACACCCUUGUCCAGCACGUGGAAGUGGCCAACAUCAAGGGCCUUCAGACCGAGAACUACGACCAGGCCUAGACCGCCUGUCUGUACGGGGUUGCACACGCUCGAUAAACUUUUGCCGUUGCUUCGAUCUAAAAAAGGAAGCUGUUGUAGCGCUUGGUUGAGCUAUGCUAGCUACUUUGGGUAGAAGAGCCCGAUUUAGUUUUCGGGUCAACUUCUUGUUCAGGGGGGAGUGAGUGGGUUGUGGAAGACGAAGCGUGUUCUUCCGCUCUGGGAGUGAUUUUCGCCGCGGCGGCGACGCUUCUUCGCUCUUGCCCCACACCGGCAAAGCACAAGAGCGCACGGUGGGAAGCAAAAACAUUAAAAAAAACAA